ACUUCAAAUAGAGUACAAAACACAAAGCAUUCAAUACAUAUUAAUAAAUUCCGAAAUUAUGGGUGAAUCAACUAGCAAGGACCCGGCGUCAUUCCAUAACAUGAACCUACUGGCUGAUAUUUUAAUUAGGGAAACCGAGGAACUCGAAAACGAGUUCAGGAUCAAGAUGGAGUUCAUCAGGGACCAAGAAAAGCUCUGCUUCUCGAACGCCAAUAAUCUUGUCACCGUGGACCAGUUCCUGAAAACUAUAAAUGGUACCCUUUUCAAGUUGGAAACGGAUCUUAAUGAGAACGAUGAUCUGUUGAUCCAGGCAGAAGAUAAGGUAGCCAUAUUGGAGCGCUCCUGCGUAAAUGUGCCAGAACAGAAGCAGUCCAGAGUAGACCCUAUGGUCCGAGCCACCUACACUGAUCUGCUGAGACUACUGAUGUCCACCGAAAAGUCUGCUGACCAGUGCAACACGCUCAGGGAGGAAAUCGAGGUGUACAACAACGAAAUGUCGGAGAAACUCGUGCCCAUUAAUGUGAUUGGCAAGAUCAUGGACUUCCACAAUCGCACUUUGGAUACAAUGGAGAAGCAGAUAAAUCUCUUGCACGUCCAAAUCGUGGGACUGAAAACCGAAUUUGCAGACAUCUCAAAGCGCGAAGAAAAGCUUUUACUCGCCGCUUUACUUCCAAAGCCAAAGACCAGGAAACCAUGUUCAAAGUAUCUACGCCUUUAAUCCGACAAAAUAUUUCUUUGAACACCUAAAUGCAAACAAUGCUUCAAGUUAAA
Molecule: messenger RNA, 771 nt
Organism: Drosophila bipectinata
Lineage: Eukaryota; Metazoa; Arthropoda; Insecta; Diptera; Drosophilidae
Product: centriolin
Source: RefSeq, a predicted model, not a curated record